GUGAGGUACAGCCCCCCCCCCGCCCAGCCCAGGAACCAAACUGUCAGGCCCGGGGCACCACGGGGACUUCAGCUCCCAGGAGACCUUUCGCAUCAGCGGCCCUGAGAAACCACAGGAAGUGUACCUUACUCCCUCCGGGCCACCUGCUGGCCAGGUACACACCUGCCCUGGCCCCUCCCUUACCUGGGGCAGUGUCUGCCUGGUGGCCACUAGAGACAGCCCAGCCUGGGGCCAUGGAAGAAAACCCAACCUUGGAAUCAGAAGCCUGGGGCUCCUCUAGGGGGUGGCUGGCCCCCCAGGAGGCCAGAGGAGGCCCAUCGCUGUCCUCUGUGCUGAACGAGCUGCCCAGUGCUGCCACCCUUCGGUACCGAGGCCCUGGGGUGCUGCCUUGGGGGGCGCUGGAGGAGGAGGAGGAGGAUGGAGGAAGGAGCAGAAAGGCCUUCACAGAAGUCACCCAGACGGAGCUGCAGGACCCUCACCCUUCCCGGGAACUGCCCUGGCCCAUGCAGGCCAGACGGGCACACAGGCAAAGAAAUGCCAGCAGGGACCAGGUGGUCUAUGGCUCUGGAACUAAGACGGACCAAUGGGCGCGGCUACUUCGGAGGUCCAAGGAGAAAACAAAGGAAGGCUUGCGAAGCCUGCAGCCCUGGGCGUGGACACUGAAGAGGAUCGGGGGCCAGUUUGGCGCCGGCACGGAGUCCUACUUCUCCCUGCUGCGCUUCCUGCUCCUUCUCAACGUGCUGGCCUCUGUGCUCAUGGCCUGCAUGACUCUGCUGCCCACCUGGUUGGGAGGCGCUCCCCCAGGCCCUCCCGGCCCCAACAUCUCCUCGCCCUGCGGCUUCUAUAACCCCCACUCCCAGGGCCUGGUCACCUUUGCCACCCAGCUCUUCAACUUGCUCUCGGGAGAGGGUUACCUGGAAUGGUCCCCUCUCUUCUAUGGCUUCUACCCGCCCCGCCCACGCCUGGCGGUCACCUACCUGUGCUGGGCCUUUGCCGUUGGCCUCAUCUGCCUCCUGCUCAUCCUGCAUCGCUCGGUGUCUGGGCUGAAGCAGACACUGCUGGCGGAGUCCGAGGCUCUGACCAGCUACAGCCACCGGGUGUUCUCGGCCUGGGACUUCGGUCUCUGCGGGGACGUCCACGUGCGGCUGCGCCAGCGCAUCAUCUUGUACGAAUUAAAGGUGGAGCUGGAAGAGACAGUGGUGCGGCGCCAGGCUGCGGUGCGGACGCUGGGCCAGCAAGCCAGGGUUUGGUUGGUGCGGGUGCUGCUCAACCUGCUGGUGGUCGCGCUCCUGGGGGCAGCCUUCUACGGCGUCUACUGGGCUACGGGGUGCACCGUGGAGCUGCAGGAGAUGCCCCUUGUCCAGGAGUUGCCACUGCUGAAGCUUGGGGUGAAUUACCUUCCGUCCAUCUUCAUCGCUGGGGUCAAUUUUGUGCUGCCGCCCGUGUUCAAGCUCAUUGCUCCACUGGAGGGCUACACUCGGAGUCGCCAGAUCGUUUUUAUCCUGCUCAGGACCGUGUUUCUUCGCCUCGCCUCCCUGGUGGUCCUGCUCUUCUCUCUCUGGAAUCAGAUCACUUGUGGGGGCGACUCCGAGGCUGAGGACUGCAAAACCUGUGGCUACAAUUACAAACAACUUCCGUGCUGGGAGACUGUCCUGGGCCAGGAAAUGUACAAACUUCUGCUCUUUGAUCUGCUGACUGUCUUGGCAGUCGCGCUGCUCAUCCAGUUUCCUAGAAAGCUCCUCUGUGGCCUCUGUCCUGGGGCGCUGGGUCGUCUGGCGGGGACCCAGGAAUUCCAGGUGCCCGACGAGGUGCUGGGGCUCAUCUACGCGCAGACGGUGGUCUGGGUGGGGAGUUUUUUCUGCCCUUUACUGCCCCUGCUUAACACGGUCAAGUUCCUGCUGCUUUUCUACCUGAAGAAGCUUACCCUCUUCUCCACCUGCUCCCCGGCUGCCCGCACCUUCCGGGCCUCCGCGGCGAAUUUCUUUUUCCCCUUGGUCCUUCUCCUGGGUCUGGCCAUCUCCAGCGUUCCCCUGCUUUACAGCAUCUUCCUGAUCCCGCCUUCUAAGCUGUGUGGUCCAUUCCGGGGGCAGUCGUCCAUCUGGGCCCAGAUCCCUGAGUCUAUUUCCAGCCUCCCUGAGACCACCCAGAACUUCCUCUUCUUCCUGGGGACCCAGGCUUUUGCUGUGCCCCUUCUGCUGAUCUCCAGCAUCCUGAUGGCGUACACUGUGGCUCUGGCUAACUCCUACGGACGCCUCAUCUCUGAGCUCAAACGUCAGAGAGAGACGGAGGCGCAGAAUAAAGUCUUCCUGGCACGGCGCGCUGUGGCGCUGACCUCCACCAAACCGGCUCUUUGACCCCCGCAGCCCACGUCCCACUUUCAGACCCCAGGCCCAUUGUAAGCCUAGGUCACAACAUCUGUAAACUAGGAGAACUGGAGAAGACUCCAAGCCCUUCCAGCUUUGCUAUCUGGAGAUUUCCAGGGCCCCUCGCCGCCACGUCCCUGACUCUCGGGUGAUCUUCCAUAUAUCAAUAAAUACAGCCGAGGUUGCUGAG
This is a messenger RNA of Pan troglodytes (chimpanzee), 2553 nucleotides long. It is a transcript of the gene TMC4, whose product is annotated as transmembrane channel like 4. Gene Ontology annotation, molecular function: mechanosensitive monoatomic ion channel activity. Gene Ontology annotation, cellular component: plasma membrane. The record is from RefSeq and is a predicted model, not a curated record. The coding region runs from base 234 to 2354 and encodes 706 amino acids. NCBI's taxonomy places the organism in Eukaryota, Metazoa, Chordata, Mammalia, Primates, Hominidae. The transcript has 15 exons.